Molecule: messenger RNA, 2707 nt
Organism: Bufo bufo (common toad)
Lineage: Eukaryota; Metazoa; Chordata; Amphibia; Anura; Bufonidae
Product: protein-glutamine gamma-glutamyltransferase E-like
Exons: 13
Coding region: 95-2374 (759 amino acids)
Biological process (GO): peptide cross-linking
Molecular function (GO): protein-glutamine gamma-glutamyltransferase activity
Source: RefSeq, a predicted model, not a curated record
GGAAGAUACAAAUAAUGGCUGAUUCACAUCUAUCUGCUAGUUUGUUGGAGCACAGCCUGCACUUCACAACACACAGGCAGAACAUCAGAUCACCAUGGAUGAAUCCAACAAGAAAGCGCAUCACACUGACAUGUUUAACACCUCCGAGCUGAUACUGAGACGUGGACAAUCAUGCAAAAUAACCCUGGAGUUUAAUAAACCUCUGACAGACUGGCAAAGUAUAGUGUUCACUGCACAAACAGGUCCAAAGAACUCGGGAUAUCACAACACGAAUAUACAAUUUGCCCUGUCGAGCUCAUGGAGCAGUGGGAUGUGGAGUGCCGUUCUGGAGUCAAGCCCUGGGAAUUCUCUAUGUAUUAUCAUGUGCAGCCCAGCAAACGCCAUCAUCGGAAGAUACGAACUCAGUGUCCAGAUAUCCGCCAUGGGACAAACUUCCACAUACUCACUUGGGAAAUUUAUUCUGCUUUUCAACCCAUGGUGUCUAGAUGAUGAAGUUUACUUGGCCAGUGAAGAAGAGAGAAAAGAAUAUGUUCUCAACGAUCAUGGUAUCAUAUUCAUGGGGAAUGACAAAUAUGUUUCUGGCAUGGGUUGGAACUUUGGUCAGUUCGAAGACAAUAUUCUUAACAUCUGCUUGAACAUCCUGGACAGAAGCCUAAAUUGUCAGAAAGAUUCUGGAGGUGACCACUCCCAGAGGCACAGUCCUAUCUAUGUGGGCAGGGUUGUCAGCGCAAUGAUAAACAGUAAUGACGACUAUGGUGUUCUCGAAGGAAAGUGGGAAAAGGAAUUUUCGGAUGGUGUUGAUCCAAACAGCUGGAAUGGAAGCGUUGAAAUUCUUUGGAAGUGGUACAAUGACAACUUUAAGCCAGUGAAGUAUGGCCAGUGCUGGGUUUUUGCAGCAGUCAUGUGCACAGUCCUCAGGUGUCUUGGCAUUCCAACCAGGGUCAUCACAAAUUUCAACUCUGCCCAUAACACUGAUGGAAACAUGGCUAUUGACAUGCACUAUGACCCAGAAGGAAAAUUUCUGGAGACCUCUAAUGACAGUAUCUGGAAUUUCCACGUCUGGAAUGAAUCCUGGUUUAUGAGGAGAGACCUCGGUCUUUAUUUUAGUGGGUGGCAGGUACUCGAUUCAACGCCUCAAGAACAAAGUCAAGGCACUUAUCGUUGUGGACCCACCUCAGUAAUUGCUGUCAAAGAAGGAGAUUUGCAUGUGGGUUACGACACCCCCUUUGUGUUUGCUGAAGUGAAUGCAGAUCGUAUUACCUGGGUUAUGCAUAAAGAUGGCAGCAAGGAGAAAGCCUAUAAUGAUAGCAAGUACGUUGGCCAAAACAUCAGCACUAAGGCCGUGGGUAGUGAUUCGCGUGUGGAUGUAACAAACAGCUACAAAUAUCCAGAAGGAUCUCCUCAAGAGAGGGAUGUAUUUGAAAAGGCCUCCAGAAAUAUCUCAUUUUAUAGACAUCCAUCAGAAAAUGUAAGUGCAAAUCGAUCCCACACAAACAACAGACCAAGGAAUAAUACUCCACUUGGACGGUUUUCAUCAUCAACACCAAAUUUAUCAACUUCUGUAAAUGGAAGACCGGGAGCCAUAAAUAGAAAUGCAAGUUCUCUCGUACCUUCACCGUCCACAGGAAACCUUUAUCAUCCAUCACACACUGCAACAGGAAAUCAUGUACGUCCAUCUUCCCCUUCACCAACUCCUCCACGGCCACGCUCAUCAGUACCAUCAGUUAAUGGGCGAGACAUCUCUGGGAAGUUUAAACUCCUCAGUCCUCUUGUGGUUGGACAAGACAUCAACCUCAUUUUAAAUCUACAAAAUCAAACUCCUUAUCACAGACCAGUAAAGGUGAAUCUAAGCGCUUCCUCUGUUCUGUAUACUGGAAGAAGAGUGAAUGACAUCUUCACAGACCAGAAGUCCCUUAUUGUCAGUCCAAAUCAAGAUGCACACAUCACCUUGCAGAUUCCCUACUCCCACUACUAUAAAUACAUCAAUUAUGGGAAUAUGAUAGAAGUGGUCGCUCUUUGUGAAUUACCUCAUGGUGAUAAAAUUGUGGUUACAAAGAAUCUGGUCUUGGAGAGCCCAUCUAUUGUUAUCAAGCCUCUAGGUAGUGCUAUGCUGUACAAGACAAUGGCUCUAGAGAUUCGGUUUAGAAACCCCCUUAAUAUUGCCAUCAGGGACUGCAUGCUGGUGGUGGAAGGCAGUGGCCUUAUUGACCGUGAGCUUACUACUAUGGUGCCCUACCUGAAACCAAACGAGAAGAUAAGAUUCAAGGUGGAGCUAACGCCCUACAGGACGGGCACAAGGCAACUUAUAGUGAAUUUUAAGUGUAAACAUUUUACAAUUAAAGGCUACCAGCUACUUAAUGUGAAUUCCUGGUAACCUGCAGCCAGUGCCCGGUGGGCGAUCAUAUUACCCAUGGUAUUUGUGUAUUUAAAGAUGUAACAUUUUAGGACUCUCUCUUAAAGGGAAAGAAUCAUUUUAUUAUAAAAUACCUAUGCAGUCGGCCAGUAUUAAUGACUCAAUGUCCAUGGUAAUUAAGUGUUAUCGUGUGUACAUUUAAGUAGCUAAUCCCUAAAAAUAGGGAUUCGCUACUGAUUUACCCACCCAGACGUCGGAACAGCAAAAUCUCCUGACAAAAGUGCUUUUUCUGUCAUCACACUGUAAUAUAGGUCAUUAAAGGGCUUUUGUCACCCCCCAAAACUCAUUUUUCAU